UUUCAUUUGUGACAUUCGUCGAUUAUGGCUCUGAAGUCCAGGGAAAAUGGAUCCACGGGGCUUCCUCCUUGUGACAGGCCCGCCGAGUAUUCGAACCGCCGCUACCUUACGUGUCGCCAGACUGAAGUUCCUGGAAGCCAGGUGUGCCAUUGCGCUUGCAGGCCACAAAUCCUCCAGAAGAUUUCUGAUCCGGAUCUGCGAGUUUGGGCUAAAGAACUCCACGCUCUCUGGAAAUCCCUUGGGAGAAAGAUCAAACAGGAUGUACAGUUGCACCCAGAACUUUAUUCCCAAAUUUAUGUGCCUAAUCCAUUGAUUGUACCCGGCGGUCGAUUCAGGGAAUACUAUUACUGGGACUCUUACUGGAUAAUAAAAGGACUUCUGAUCUCUGAGAUGAAUACAACGGCAAAAGGAAUGAUUAAAAACUUCCUUCACCUCAUCGACAGAUUUGGCUUCAUCCCAAAUGGGGGCCGUGUGUAUUAUCAGCGAAGAAGUCAACCACCAUUUCUGGCCCUGAUGAUCGAGAGCUACAUCACCACUACAAAUGAUACAGCCUUUUUGAAGGAAUGCAUCGGUCCCUUAGACAAGGAGUAUGAAUACUGGAUGACAAAUCGAUCUGUGUCUUUCGCCUAUGGAGGCAAAAAUCAUUCUCUGAAUCGGUAUUAUGUUGAAGCAGCCGGCCCCAGGCCUGAGUCUUACAGUAAGGAUGUGGAAUUGGGACAGAAUCUAACAGAAGCUGAACGAAGACAACUCUGGGUGGAGCUGAAAACUGCCGCUGAGUCUGGCUGGGAUUUCUCAUCGCGCUGGUUCAUUGAUUCCAAUGGGGAGAAUAAUGGAACACUAAAAGACACAAAGACCACGCACGUCAUUCCUGUUGAUUUAAACUCCAUCCUGUGCAAGAAUGAGCAAAUCCUGGAACGGUUUCAUCAGCAGCUGGGUAACUCUGCAAAGGCCCGGUCCUAUAAGGAGGCUAGGAACAGACGGAUUGAUGCUGUGCGUGAAGUUUUAUGGGACGAUCGACAAGGAAUUUGGUUUGAUUUUAAUUUAAUGAAUAACAAGAGAAAUGAUGCAUUCUAUGCCUCCAACGUGGCUCCUCUCUGGGCUGAAUGCUUUGUUGAACAGGAGCCAGGACAGACCGCAGAGAUGGUGAUUCAAUACCUACAGGACCAUAAGCUUUUGGAUGGGGCUGGAAUUCCAACUUCGCUGAUGAGCAGUGGUCAGCAGUGGGAUUACCCCAAUGCCUGGCCUCCACUCCAGCAAAUGAUCAUUGAAGGUCUGGCAAAGUCUCACUCUACCAAGGCUAAGAGAAUUGCAUCGAACCAAGCACAGAAAUGGAUUCGAGCAAACUGGGUUGCGUACAUGAAGUACCAAGCCAUGUUUGAGAAGUAUGAUGUGUCUGGUGCAGCAGGCGGAGGUGGAGAAUAUGAUGUGCAGGUGGGAUUCGGAUGGACAAAUGGAGCAGCUUUGCAGCUUUUGGAUGAGUAUGGAAACGUGCUCGUAGCAGAGCCAUGAAGCCAUGACUGGAUUCCCCUUAUAUGCUAUACUUCAAAUUUCUUUAUUGUUCUUUUGGUUCUAAUACACUGGCUGUUUCAUGCAUUUUGUGUUUUUAUGAUGCCUCCACCAAUUCCUCUGGCAGUUUGUUCUAUAUGGACAGCUCCAUGUGGAAAGACAGAGUAAAUUUCUAUUUUAAGGUGUGUAAUGUAAGAUGAUGUUAGUUUAAAUAUGAUUUAUAAAGAAGAUCAUCUGGGAAAUAUAUUGUAUUCUAAUUAGGAUUAAAUACAUUAGAUCUUUGUGUUUGGAUCUGUAGUUUAAGAAGUUACAUUAUUUCCCAAGAUGUAAAGGUUUAAUGGGAACAAUGUCUUGUUAAUAUAAAUUGAGUAAUCACUGUAUCUUUUGUAUUUUCUGAAGUGGGUUCUGGGAAUUGUCUAUUUUUCGUGAAUUUCACUUUGUUGCAAUGAAAUCUGAACAAAGGAGUUAAACGCAAAUGCAAGGGAAGGGGGCCACAAGAAGUUAUGUGACACCUACAUCAGUUGCAAAUGUGGAAAUAUACUGGGAAUAAGUGGGAGCAAGUGAUUGGCUGGUAAUAAGGGAAUGUUAGCAAAUGAAUGGAUAUGGAAAUGUAACAGGGGUGGGGCAUGCUGAUUUGAAAAUGGUAUAAAAAGCGAUGAUCCUUUGUUUGGAGCGGGAGAGAGCUCCACGUGAUUUGAUGCUGGGGGAAAACCAACUUUUGUUUGCAAAUAAAAGUUAAGCUUCUUGAAGAAU
This is a messenger RNA of Leucoraja erinaceus (little skate), 2259 nucleotides long. It is a transcript of the gene treh, whose product is annotated as trehalase (brush-border membrane glycoprotein). Bases 25 to 1509 code for a protein of 494 amino acids. The record is from RefSeq and is a predicted model, not a curated record. Gene Ontology annotation, biological process: trehalose catabolic process. The transcript has 14 exons. Lineage: Eukaryota; Metazoa; Chordata; Chondrichthyes; Rajiformes; Rajidae. Gene Ontology annotation, molecular function: alpha,alpha-trehalase activity.